CCGAUGUUCUGCAUGGUAUCAAGAACUAGGAUCCUUCCCGGACCAGUCGAGUUCUGACAUUUCUUUAAUAAUAAUAAUCCUCCGAUUCCUCCCCCUGCAGCCCAAAAGGCUAAAAAUUGUCUCGGCACUUUCACCUGCCAAGAUACGACGCGAGACGAUGCAUUGGAUACGACACCUCUGCCUGUCACUUUUCGCGGCCAAUGGCGUGCUGGCGGCCUUCACCACAAGCGAGACCUUUGCCCAGCGUAGCUAUGCGUAUUUCGGUGGCCAGUAUGUCGAUAACGGCGCUGGACAGCAUGUAUUCACAGACCAGCUGUACGUCGAGCAUCUCAGCCCGCCCGUGGACAAGUCCAAAGUCAAGCCAUACCCGAUUGUGUUUAUCCACGGCCAGGCUCAGACGGGAACCAACUGGCUGAAUAAGCCCGACGGAAGCAAAGGCUGGGCCUCAUACUACCUAUCGCAGGGAUAUGAGGUCUACCUGCUCGACCAGACCUUCCGUGGCCGUAGCCCUUGGUUUCCUGGCAAUGGCACGCUAAGCACAUACAGCGCCGAGGUGCUGCAGCAGCGCUUCACCGCGCCAGAGCGCUACAACCUCUGGCCCCAGGCCAAACUGCACACCCAGUGGCCUGGCUCCGGUGUCAUGGGCGACGAGAUCUUCGACACAUACUACUCCUCCACCGUCCAGUUUCUCGGCUCGGCGACCGGCCAGCAGCAAACCGUUCAGGCCGCUGGUGCUAAACUCCUCGACGCAAUCGGGAAGCCCGUCAUCCUGCUCUCGCACUCCCAAGGCGGCCUGAUGCCCUGGCUGAUCGCCGACGUCAGGAAGGACCUGGUCCAUUCGAUCGUCUCGCUGGAGCCAACCGGUCCGCCGUUCCAAGAAGCCAUCUUUUCAAACACCUCUGCUAGGCCGUAUGGCUUGACUGAUAUCCCGCUCACCUACUCCCCAGCCGUGACGGACCCAAGCACUGAUCUCGUUCGGCGCACGAUCCCGUCCAACUCGUCCGCGGUGUCCCCGUGCAUUCUGCAGGCAGACAGCCCGCCGCCGCGGCAGCUGGUCAACCUGAAGAACAUUCCUGUCUUGGUUGUCACCACCGAGGCCUCCUACCACGUGCCGUACGAUUGGUGCACGGUCGAAUACCUCAAACAGGCAGGCGUUCCCACCAAGCAUCUCAAUUUGCCUGACGUUGGCAUCCACGGUAACGCGCAUAUGGUUUUCAUGGAGAAGAAUAGCGAUGAGGUUGCUGCUACGCUGCAGAAGUGGAUGGAGGGCAAGUGAUGUUGUCCAGUACCAGGUCGCUAGAUAAUUGGUGGUUUUGUACAUAUCCUCCCUUGGUAGUUAAUAUAAGAAUAAAAUG
Molecule: messenger RNA, 1355 nt
Organism: Talaromyces proteolyticus
Lineage: Eukaryota; Fungi; Ascomycota; Eurotiomycetes; Eurotiales; Trichocomaceae
Product: Alpha/beta hydrolase family-domain-containing protein
Exons: 2
Coding region: 158-1276 (372 amino acids)
Source: RefSeq, a predicted model, not a curated record